Neoarius graeffei (lesser salmon catfish) is the source of this 461-nucleotide messenger RNA. It is a transcript of the gene tafa4b, whose product is annotated as TAFA chemokine like family member 4b. The record is from RefSeq and is a predicted model, not a curated record. The coding region runs from base 1 to 411 and encodes 136 amino acids. NCBI's taxonomy places the organism in Eukaryota, Metazoa, Chordata, Actinopteri, Siluriformes, Ariidae. The transcript has 4 exons. Gene Ontology annotation, molecular function: receptor ligand activity.
AUGAUGGAAACGAGGUGGAGGUCGUUAUGGCUCUUGCAGCUCACCCUCCUGGUCAUUGUGAUGAUGUUGUCAUGCCGACCAGUGUGCGGUGGUACCCGGACUCUAAGGGCAAGCACAGGUCAGUACCAGGUAAAGCAGGGUACGUGUGAGGUCGUGGCGCUCCAUCGCUGCUGCAAUAAGAACCGGAUCGAGGAGCGCUCGCAGACCGUCAAGUGUUCCUGUUUCCCCGGAGAGGUUGCUGGAACGACCCGCGCUCAGCCGUCCUGCGUCGAAGCGUCCAUCGUCCUGCAGAAAUGGUGGUGUCAGAUGCACCCGUGUCUGGAUGGGGAGGAGUGUAAGGUUCUGCCGGACCUCACGGGAUGGUCCUGCAGCACGGGCAACAAAGUCAAAACCACCAAGGUCACGCGAUAGCGAGAGCACGGCUGCCCCCGACAGUUCCAGGAGACCUAAGACUCUUUAAC